AUGCCAGUGUAUUCUAUAUCCCACGUCGAGAAUGUUAGAGUAUGUGUGGUCAUGGUUGGUUUACCAGCUCGUGGUAAAUCUCUCAUAUCGCAAAAAAUUGUUCGAUACUUGUCAUGGUUGUCAAUAAAAUCAAAGUGUUUUAAUGUUGGAAAUUAUAGGCGAGAAGUGGCCAAAGAAGCUGCCAUUAACGCCGAAUUUUUUGACCCAAAGAAUGAAGAGGGUUUGGCUUAUAGAAAACAAGCCAUAGACUUGGCAAUAAAAGAUAUGAUGAAUUGGUUUGUUGAAGAGAAUGGGGUUGUGGGGAUUUUGGAUGCCACAAAUUCUACUAGGGAAAGAAGAGAUAGGAUUUUGAAGCUAUGCCGAGAAAACUAUAUUGAGCCCAUGUUCUUGGAAAGUUGGUGUGACGACAAAGAGCUCAUAUUGCAGAAUAUCAUGGAUGUGAAAACCACUUCUCCUGACUACGUGACAAAGCCUAAUGAAUUUGCUAUGUCAGACUUUCUCAAAAGGAUCGAAUACUACGAAUCAGUGUAUGAAACAAUGGAUGCCACAACCGACUCCGAAUUGACGUUUGUCAAACUUGUUAAUGUUAAUUCCCAGAUUAUAUUGAACCGAAUCGAAACUUAUUUGGAAAGUCGUAUAGUAUAUUACGUGAUGAAUUUACACAUAAAGCCAAGAAGCAUUUGGUUGUCAAGACACGGUGAGUCGGAAUUCAACCUAACUGGUCAAAUUGGUGGUGAUGCUGAUUUAUCAGAACGCGGAUGGAGAUACGCAAAGAAAUUACCUGAACUUGUUCUCAAGUCGUUGGGGGAGGAACACAAGCAUACCAAUUUGACAGUGUGGACAUCGACUUUGAAACGUACGCAAGAGACCGCUUCAUUUUUGCCAUAUAAAAAACUACAAUGGAAGGCGUUGGACGAAUUAGAUGCAGGUGAAUGUGAUGGAAUGACAUAUGAAGAAAUUGAAAAGGCAUUCCCAGAAGAUUUCAAAGCAAGAGACGACAACAAAUACGAAUAUAGGUAUCGUGGUGGAGAGUCUUAUCGCGACAUUGUCAUAAGAUUAGAACCCAUUAUUAUGGAGUUGGAGCGUCAAGAGAAUAUUCUUAUAAUCACUCAUCAAGCUGUAUUGCGUUGUCUUUAUGCCUACUUUAUGAAUGUGCCACAAGAAGAAAGUCCCUGGAUGUCUAUUCCCUUGCAUACGUUGAUAAAAUUGGAACCAAGAGCGUAUUCGACGUUGGUGUCGAGACUAAAAGCGGAUAUACCGGCUGUUAGUACAUACAAGGAAAAAGGAACAUCACAAUUAGGAGAAGCAAAAUCGGGAGAGACCAUUUUCAAAAGUAGGGAUUUGUUAAAUAGCGGCGAUGUGGUUUAG
This is a messenger RNA of Lodderomyces orthopsilosis Co 90-125, 1368 nucleotides long. Its product is annotated as fructose-2,6-bisphosphatase. The transcript has a single exon. Gene Ontology annotation, biological process: fructose 2,6-bisphosphate metabolic process; fructose metabolic process. The coding region runs from base 1 to 1368 and encodes 455 amino acids. The record is from RefSeq and is a predicted model, not a curated record. Gene Ontology annotation, molecular function: 6-phosphofructo-2-kinase activity; fructose-2,6-bisphosphate 2-phosphatase activity; ATP binding. Lineage: Eukaryota; Fungi; Ascomycota; Pichiomycetes; Serinales; Debaryomycetaceae. Gene Ontology annotation, cellular component: cytosol.